AGGAAACAGCGCACGGCGAACAGCGAAUGAGAGGGAUCGACGAACGCAUAGUUAAAUCCCUAACAAACGCCUCGUCGGACUCCCUCCUCUGGAUCUCGCUUCCUUCUGAUCUCGGGAUCCCGUUGGGUUCGCUUCCGCCGCGAUUCGGGGUUUCAAUUUUUUUUUCCGAUACGCUUGAUUUCCUCGAGAUUGGAUCCUUCGAAGAAGUGAUAUCUGCUUCCGCUGUUGUUUUACCCAAGGCUGUGCUCGCGGAUCAGUUUGGAUCGCCGUGGGAGGAGGGGUCCGGGGACGAAUUCUGAAAGGGAGUUUUUUCUUUUUCCUUCCCUCGGGAUGGCGUCGGCGAAGGUCAUGUCGAGUUCGGUCGCUUCAUCGCGCAAGCAAGGGCAUCUCGAAUUGGGCAAGAAGAAGCUGGAAGAGUUCCGAAAGAAAAAAGCUUCUAAACAGGCUGCAUCUGCUAGUCAACUGCAGUCAGCUGAUUCAGACCAAUACCUUGAUACUUCUAAAAUCAAUCAGCAUAAUGGAGGCGAAUCUCCCUUGGAUAGAAAUGGCAGAGCUAUGUCUGACACUUCAGGCACAACAAUGCCUAAUGAAGAUAAAAUAGUCAUUUCUUCGUUGAGCAGUGAUCUUGAUUCUUCAAAAAGGAUGUUUGUCUCUUCAUCUUCUUUGAACUUCAGCAAUCAUGCAUUACAGAAUAAUGCUGUGCAAGAGUUAAAGGAUAGGACAUCCAAGUUGCAGGAAAACUCAACCUUUUCUGGAUUAUCUAAUGGUUUUUAUGACCACUGGAAAGAGAAAAAUGAGCUUAGCAGUAGCAAGGAAUCAAAGGCUGGAUUAGUUGAUGGCUUCAAAAGAGACCAAACUAUUGCUUUUAAUCCAGAUAUUAGAGAGCCAUAUGUUGAUGCACAAAUUGACUAUUCAGGUUCUCGUUUGCACAAUGUUCAGUCAGGUGAUAUAGGGAGCAGAAGUUCUUCCACAACUCACAAGCAUGAUAUUGAUGUACCAGUUACUUAUGAUAUGAGCAAUGUUCCUGAGAAGUUGGAAACUAUUUCUGCAAGUAACACCAUUGAUCUGCUGAGCACAUCAGCUGGUGUUUCUGGGGUAAUUGAUGCACAAAAACCAUUUCUAAGUAGCAACCUGAAUAAUAAAAUGGGUGCUCUUAGCUUGGGUGGAGGAAGAAUUUCUGAUGCCAUUAGUCGUCGUCUUGAUGCUGUGAAUACAUCUUUCCAGGCACCAGAGUCUUCAUCAACAAACUUUGGUCCUGGUUUUGAAAGUUUUUCUAGCGAACAGUUUCCUUUGACGUCUUAUGGAACUAAUUUUGGUCGAUCCCGUCCUUCAUUUCUUGAUUCUCUUAGUGUCUCCACAGUACCUUCUAUGUCCAAUUCUCUCCAUGGCAAGCAUGAUAGAGAUGCUACUCCUGGAAUGUUUGAUGGCUCAAAGUUCAAGAACACUGAGAAUCACUUAUCUUCGGUUACAGUGCAGCCAUCUAGAGAAAAUCUUUUGGAAAAAUCCAUAAGCUCUACAAAUUUAGAUUCUUUGGAGGAGAAGCUAUUCACUUCUAAUAGUUUGGCUUCUUUGAAUAAUGAGCAACAACUUGACUACAGAACAAGUGACCAGAAGGAACCUGAGUUCCCAUCUACAAAGAAAGAUGAAGAUUUUUCUGCUCUGGAACAGUAUAUUGACGAUUUAACUCAAGAGAAAUUUUCAUUACAACGAGCGCUAGAGACAUCUCAAGCUCUAUCAGAAUCGUUGGCUGCUGAGAAUACAGCAUUAACCGAUAGCUUUAACCAACAGGGCAAAGUAGUCAAUCAGUUAAAAUCUGACAUCGAAAGAUUGGAGGAGGAAAUGAAGGCACAAAUGCUUGCACUACAGACUGUUAAGUUGGAGUGCACUAAUGCUCAGCUAGAAUGCAAUGCUGCUGAUGAGAGAGCCAAAUUACUUGCAUCUGAAGUAAUAAGCUUAGAAGAGAAGGCACUGAGGUUGAGGUCUAAUGAGCUAAAGUUGGAAAAGGAAUUGGAGAACUGGAAAUCUAAUUUAGCACCAUAUCAGCGUAAAGUUUCCAUUCUUGAGAAAGAGCGUCAAGAUUUUCAAUCUACUGUUGAUGCCUUGCAAGAAGAGAAGAAAGUCUUACAGUCUAAGCUGCGAAAAGCAUCUAAUGACGGAAAAGCAAAGGAUUUAGUAGCAAGUUCCUCAUCUAGACAGGAUGCAGCUACCUCCACCGAGGAUCUAGAUGUUGAGACUAGUAUCCAAGGAACAAUGCUGCAGAAUGGUAUAAAUAGGACUCACGAUGUCAGGCCAUCUGAAUCUCUAUCUGGUGAUACUUCUAUAUCCUGUUCUCUUCAUGAUGAUAGAACAAUUGACCUUCCAGAUGCAUCUGCUGAUCUUCCACAUGAUCAGCAUCGAAUGAUUGAGAACAUCAGGGCAUUAAUAUCUGAGUUAGCGGUGGAGAAAGAAGAGUUGGUACAAGCUCUGAGAAUCGAAUCAUCUAACUGUUCCAAAAUGAAGGAAUUGAAUAAAGAACUGUCCCAGAAACUUGAGGUUCAAACCCAGAGGUUAGAACUCUUGACUGCUCAAAGAAUGGCUAACGAAAAUCACUUGGUAAAACCAAUGGACCACCGUGGUGCACAUGAUAUGACUGAAUAUGCUGAUGAGGGUGAUGAGGUGGUCGAGCGGGUGUUGGGUUGGAUAAUGAAACUCUUCCCCGGAGGGCCAGCAAAACGUCGAACCAGCAAGCUUCUAUGAUUGGCAGCACAGCAAAUCUGUAAACUUUAUUUUCUUCUAUCAUAUCAAAGUUAUAUAUACACAUGGAGAUCUACAACCUGUACAUCGGCAGCCGGUAACCAUCAUUCAAAUUACAUCAAAAAUACAACUACACUUCCAUCAAUUCUGUGGAAGUGCGCCAAUGGAUUAAACAUAAACCAUCUGAGUUGCCCCUGCAUUCUUUUGUAUUCAUUCAUUCUCAGUCCAUCGAGCAAUGAUGCAGUCUAAGAAGCAACAGCCGUGUUAACCUCCAUUCCAUGCUAUUCCAGUUUCUGAUUCCUUCAAGGCAGAUUUGGUAUUGAAGCGCUGAUGGAGAUUAUAAACCGAGGCUUUGCUUAUGUUUAUCUUCUUUUUUUUUCCUGCAGUGUUCUUUGUAAAUGAUCGUUGGAAUUGUUAUAUAAGUGAGAAUAUGUUCGGUGUCAUUAGUCAUGUUGAUUCAUUCACUCACUCACCAGAUUAGAAUUUCAAUCCAUUGCAAAAUUUUCAGUUUUUUCUCCCCA
This is a messenger RNA of Zingiber officinale, 3254 nucleotides long. RefSeq names its product protein BLISTER-like. Bases 331 to 2736 code for a protein of 801 amino acids. Gene Ontology annotation, biological process: regulation of growth. The transcript is spliced from 13 exons. Lineage: Eukaryota; Viridiplantae; Streptophyta; Magnoliopsida; Zingiberales; Zingiberaceae. The record is from RefSeq and is a predicted model, not a curated record.